GCCUUGCAGCAAGGUUUUCCUUCUGAGGUAUCAUUGGAUGAAAUGUUUGACUUUUUUUUUAAUUUCAAUUGUUUUGAUCAUUGACUUUCUUCUUGCUACCAAUAUUUGCAGAAUUGGGGGGCAAAUUUUGGAUCCCACUUCAACUAGAGACUUUCCAGGAGCAGCUUAAUUGGUUCUUCAUUGAUAGAGCCAGUAUAUAUCUUCCACAAGAAUGGCAAACACUGCAAAUAACACAAAGAUGAAGGGCCUCUUGAAAGGCCUAAGAUACAUUUCUCAAAUUUUUGAUGAUAACAAAGGCCAAGAAAUGCAGAUUGGGUUUCCUACAGAUGUAAAGCAUGUGGCUCAUAUAGGAUGGGAGGGUCCAUCAACUGCUGCUGGUUCUCCAAGCUGGAUGAAUGAGUUUCAAGCUCCACCUGGAUAUUCAUCAGGACCUUUAAGCAAUGGAGAGACAAAAGAGGAUCCUGGGGUCAAAUGGGUCUCUCAAGAUUCAAGCCGGAAGGGUAGUUCAAGGGGUGCUAGGUCUCCGGCACAUGACACGCCGGAUUUGCCAAGGGCGUCGCCACAGCAAACAUCAAGUGGGCAUGGAGAUGGUGGAAUCGACUCCCCUAAGAGGGAAAGAUCAGAUAAACCGAAGCAAACAAGGCGGUCUUCUAAGAAUAGGGACACAACAGAUAGUAUUACUAGAGGUAUCCGGCAAUCCAUGGAGUCAAUUCAUGGCAGUGAAUCGCCGCAAAACCCGCCAGACAUCCCUAAGAAAACGCGGCGAAAGAAAUCCAAAGAUUCCUCUGUUGGGGGGGCAUCAAGAAAGGCUAAACCCCAUGCUAGUUCAGAAACAUGCACAGAUCCUGGACACCAACCUGCAACUACUUAUAAAUGUAAUAGCAAAGACCAUCUAUCUCAGAAUUCUUUUCAAGAGGGGGAAGACAAGGGAUUUACAUGAAUUUCUUCACAAAAUUGAUUAUUGGUGUAGCUAGAAUAAAAUGUAUCAGGGAAGUGAAGCCAAACAAUUGUAACUUCAGUGUAAUAACAUCAUUUCAAUUUUUGAACA
This is a messenger RNA of Prunus persica (peach), 1048 nucleotides long. Its product is annotated as CRIB domain-containing protein RIC7. NCBI's taxonomy places the organism in Eukaryota, Viridiplantae, Streptophyta, Magnoliopsida, Rosales, Rosaceae. The record is from RefSeq and is a predicted model, not a curated record. Bases 212 to 940 code for a protein of 242 amino acids. The transcript has 4 exons.